GGCCAGUGAACGAUGGAGACCCCGAGGCGCUUCGCCCGGGGGUGGUGCGCCCAAAGGCUUCCUCUGGCGCAGACCAUUGUUUGGGAGUUGUGGCUUUGUGAGUUCUGGCUACUACUGCUGGGUUCCGGUUUAAACGCGCGUUCUUUGCCACACGAAGAGGACGUAACGUUUAUCAAUGAGUACGUGAACCUCCACAAUGAGCUCCGGGGCAGCGUCAUCCCCCGAGGGGCUAACUUGCGCUUCAUGACUUGGGAUGUAGCUUUGUCACGGACUGCUAGAGCAUGGGGGAAAAAAUGUGUGUUUGAACGUAAUAUUCAUUUAGAAAAACGAAAAAUGGCCCAUCCUAGAUUUAAUCGUAUUGGUGAAAAUAUGUGGGUCGGCCCUGAAAAUGAAUUUACUGCAAGUAUCGCUAUCAGAAGUUGGUUCGCACAGAGGAAAAAGUACAAUUUUGAAAAGAACAGUUGCUCUGAUAACUGUUCUAAUUAUCUACAGCUUGUUUGGGACAAGUCUUACAAAGUUGGUUGUGCUGUUACUCCAUGUUCAAGAAUUGGACAUAUUAAACAUGCAGCACUUUUCAUAUGCAACUAUGCACCAGGAGGAUCUCUGUCAAGAAGUCCUUAUCAACGAGGAUUAAUGUGUUCCCGAUGUAGCAUCUAUGACAGAUGCACAGAUUUUCUAUGCAGUAAUGCAGGUCGUGACCAAGCCAUAUAUUACCGAUUUUGGUAUCCAAGAUGGGAAGUACCCCGGCCAAUUGUGUGUGAUCCACUGUGCAUGCUUAUUUUAUUUCUCAGAAUGCUGUGUUUUUCACUAAGUGCCGCAACUGUUUUGAUAAUACAGUCUUAUUUUCCAAAUAUAUUAUUGGAAGAAGAGAUAGUUUUUAUCCCUGAGGUAACUGGGCCAGCAAAGGAGGAGGAAAACAUAGAGAAAGAG
This is a messenger RNA of Orcinus orca (killer whale), 930 nucleotides long. It is a transcript of the gene GLIPR1L2, whose product is annotated as GLIPR1 like 2. Lineage: Eukaryota; Metazoa; Chordata; Mammalia; Artiodactyla; Delphinidae. The transcript has 6 exons. The annotation marks the transcript as partial. The record is from RefSeq and is a predicted model, not a curated record.